AUGCUCCCAAGUUCAUCCUCUCAUGACAGCUCAACAAACGAAGAGAUCUCAAAUGAACUGCAACGAACGAUUCAAUUCAUCCAUCACUCCAGCAAGUCCAAAGAUGCGGUUAGGAUUUGUCCUUUUUGUUUGCAACAAAUUUCAUUCAAUCAUUUGAAGAGAACGAGAAGUGAUUACGAGUCGAGUGCAUCAUCAUCCGAUGAAACAAAUAAUAAUACAGAACUAUUGAAAACCAAUCAUGAUGAAUUGUCGGAACAUGUUUCUAUGUGUUUAAAUUUGUGGCAUACUGAGAGAAGGAAAUUACGGGAAGAAAAUCAAAGGCAACCAUCUGCAGUUUCGGGUUCGAAAGAUUUGAAAGCAUCCGAAGAGUCUGAAGAAGAUGAAGGCGAAGAUGAUGACGAAACUGAUGAGAGCGAUAAUCAUGAGCAUGUCUUCUGCUUGAAAUCGACAAAUCAAAAAUUUAUUCCUCGCUACAAGAGUAUUGAUGAAAUUGUUGAAGAUGAUCGAAAGAUGGCCGUUCGACUGAUGUGGGCGAAUUUUUGUGUCUGUGCGAGGAGCAAAAUAUGUCAAGAAAUGACAUGGAAUAAUAUCAGCACAGUCAUUCACAAAACGCUCGGAACUUUGCCAGCAACGAUCUUUUAUUUGUUUUUCCACGAACAACCUGGAGCUCAAUAUUACUCUUGGACUCAACGAAAGCAGUGGAAUGGUAUGACCAUCAAUGAAUUUUGUAUUCAAUUCAAAUUCAUCAAGAAACACCCAAUAUUGCAUACUCAUGACGAUUGGGCCAACUUUACAAUUACUUCAACACAAGACAACGGUGACAAGGAAAUUGGAGUGAUCCACAGAAAGAAAAUAUUUAAUUUGGAAAAUAUCACACUCACAUGCAACACUGUUACGAACGAAGUUUUUUCAACAUUUACAUUUUCUAGGAAAAUGGAAGCAUAUAACACUGGAACACUCAGUAAGCGUAUUACCUUAUAA
Naegleria lovaniensis is the source of this 981-nucleotide messenger RNA. RefSeq lists its product as uncharacterized. The transcript has a single exon. The coding region runs from base 1 to 981 and encodes 326 amino acids. NCBI's taxonomy places the organism in Eukaryota, Heterolobosea, Eutetramitea, Acrasida, Naegleriidae. The record is from RefSeq and is a predicted model, not a curated record.